GUCAAAUACGCUUGAAACGUCGUCGUUUUAUUAAUUUCAUGCUUUUUUUCUUCUUCACUGGAUCUUCGUGCGAAAAUUAUUCUUCUUCUCGGGCAUGGCUCCAGUUAUGAAGCCUUCGAGGGGGCGUGAACCAGACGGAUCUGGUGGAUACCAAUCCACCAAUCUCUGGGUCGGUAGCUUAACCCCCGACACCACCGAAUCCGAUCUCGCCGAUCUGUUCGGAAGGUUCGGCGAAAUCGACAGGCUCACGGCUUAUUCCUCCCGUUGCUUCGCGUUUAUCUACUACCGUCGCGUUGAAGAAGCCGUGGCCGCGAAGGAGGCUCUCCAAGGGGCUGAUUUAAAUGGGAGUCAGAUUAAAAUCGAAUUCGCUCGACCGGCAAAACCUUGUAAAAGUCUUUGGGUGGGUGGAAUCAGCUCUAGUGUACCGAAGGAUGUACUCGAGGCAGAGUUUAGGAAAUUUGGGGAAAUCGAAAGUUUCAGGUUUCUUAAGGAUCGCAAGACGGCUUUUAUUGACUUCUUUGAUGUGGAAGAUGCUAUACAGGCAAAGACCAUGAACGGGAAGCGACUAGGUGGUAGCUUUUUGCGAGUUGAUUUUCUUCGGUCACAAGGGCCAAGAAAAGAACCACGACUUGGCUCCGAAGAUGUCAGGGAUGGCAAUUUGAGUGCUAAGCACCAGGAUCCUCACUCAUUUGGAGAUGGCCAAGCAAGUAACGUUCUGUGGAUUGGGUACCCUCCUUCUGUUCAGAUAGACGAACGACUGCUACACAAUUCCAUGAUACUUUUUGGUGAGAUUGAGAGAUGUGUUAGCUAUCCAUCAAGGCAUUUCUCACUUGUGGAAUUUAGAAGCAUUGAAGAAGCUCGCUGUGCUAAGGAAGGACUACAGGGAAGGUUAUUCAACGAUCCAAGAAUCACAAUCAUGUACCAAAACGACAACAUUCCCCCUGGACGAGGAGAUGAUACAAGUUUUUAUUCUGGUGUCAAACGAUCAAGGCCUGAAAUGUUCAUCAACGAUCCACCAUACGUAUCGUCACCACAUUCCAGUGUGGUUCUUGACCCUGUUAGGCCCUUCCGAGGUAGCAUGGAACGUUCACAUAUUGGUUCAGAAUAUGGUAAUGAAGGAAGCUGGAGAAGGCUAUCUCCUACAGGAGCUGGAAUACUCCCGUCUCCCGCACCAAGUACAAGGCUACUACCCGUUAGGUCAAACCGUGGUUCUUGGGAAGGAUAUGAUCCUACUCAGUUGGAUAGAGAACAUAAAAGAACUCGUAGAGAUGGAUCAUUAGAUUCUUUUCCUUCGUUGGGUGUAGAUGAUCGUAUCACUGGGUUGAAUAGGUCAUAUAGGCGUGGACCAGUUGCAUCUAGACCAGGCCGUGGUUUUCCUGAUACUGAUUUCAUUUGGAGAGGAGUCAUUGCCAAAGGUGGAACUCCUGUUUGUCAUGCUCGUUGUGUACCUAUUGGAAAGGGGAUUGAAUCCGAACUCCCUGAGAUGAUCAAUUGUUCAGCAAGAACGGGUUUGGAUAUGCUUGCCAAACAUUAUACCGAAGCAAUUGGAUUUGAAAUCGUUUUCUUCUUACCAGACAGUGAAGAAGACUUCGCGUCUUAUACUGAAUUCCUCCUCUAUCUUGGUUCAAAGAACAGAGCAGGUGUUGCUAAAUUAGAUGAUGGAACCACAUUAUUCUUGGUUCCACCAUCAGAUUUCUUAACUGAUGUGCUCAAAGUAUCUGGUCGAGAAAGGCUAUAUGGUGUUGUCCUCAAAUUGCCUCCACCACAGGUUCCUGCAGCAUCAUUGUAUAGACAAGAAUCUCAGACCGUUCCUCCACCCUAUAUGGACCAAUCUCGAGAUCAAGCCUUGUUGGAUUACAACAGAGGUAUGCAGGAAGCAAUGAAGCCUCCUUCUUUUAGCGAGCCUGUUGCUGUACAUAACACUGCAACGCCUCAAGCAGGUGUUAGUCUAACGCCUGAGCUAAUAGCCACUCUUGCCUCCUUGCUCCCAACAAAUUCUCAACCAGAAAGUCACCAAUCCGUUGGACUGUCUCCAUCAUCAAAUCUAUCGUUUCAACAAUUAGGCAAUGAGUAUAAUCCGGUGGGGCAACUCCCUCCUCCUCCUCCGGUGCAUUAUCCACCAGUGUCAAGCACACCGAGCUACUCCGGCGGUAUGCAAUACCAAACACCAUAUGUUAGUAUGCCUCAGCAGGCGCCGUUACCUCCACCACCGUCGGAUAAUUACUCUAUGUACUCUCAAGGUUCACAUCAAGCUCAAUAUCACCAUGAAGCUCCCAUGCUUAACCAAAACUACAUACCAAUCCCUGGAGCUGAGAACCCUGGUUUGCUUGGCUAUCAGGGUAAUUAUCACGGUCUGAGCAAUAAUCAAGCUUAUAACGAAAAUCCUUCCCAUUCUCAAAUUGCGAUGCCACCACCACCAACACAACAGCAGCCACAGACUUUGCUCACCGGAGCUGGUCAAGGUACAUCACAUGGUGAGAUCGAUAAGAGCCAGCAAUAUCAGUCUACUCUACAGCUUGCAGCUAACCUUCUUCAACAGAUUCAGCAACGGCAGCAACUGCCAUCAAAUGCUUCAACUGGACAAAGGCCUUGAGACAGAGUUUUCCACAUGCCCUUUAUAAUCUCUAUUGAUGCACAACGUACUGAGUUUAGCUACUGUUAUGUUACUUAUUGGCUGUUAGAGAACGUGUUGCCGAGUGAUGAUGUCGCAAUGAGAUUCUUUGGUCCAGAACCAGACAACCACACAAGAGACUUCUACUUGUGUCUCAUGAACUAGGCCGUACAAAUUAUGUGAUUUAGAUUAUUAUUUGUUAUAUAGACAUCGAACUCUAAUGAUACUCUUCAAUAACAAAACAAAGAACUUAAAGAGCAAUCUAUGCAUCAUUUUCAGAUAACAUCAACAA
Eruca vesicaria subsp. sativa (arugula) is the source of this 2903-nucleotide messenger RNA. The record is from the annotation of a GenBank genome assembly. Lineage: Eukaryota; Viridiplantae; Streptophyta; Magnoliopsida; Brassicales; Brassicaceae.